This is a messenger RNA of Gallus gallus (chicken), 4295 nucleotides long. RefSeq lists its product as uncharacterized. Lineage: Eukaryota; Metazoa; Chordata; Aves; Galliformes; Phasianidae. The record is from RefSeq and is a predicted model, not a curated record. The coding region runs from base 399 to 875 and encodes 158 amino acids. The transcript has 7 exons.
AUGUUGUGCUGAGGGACACGGUUUAGCGAGAACCAUUGGUGAAGGGCGAAUGGUUGGACUGGGUGAUCCCGCGGGUCUUUUCCAACCUUAGCGAUUCUAUGAUUCUAUGAUCGCCUCCUGAUGCUCUGCACACCAGCCGAGGAGCGGCGCUUCCCCGUGGGCGGAGGGGCACGCGUCACAGCCAGAGCAUUGUGACGCAAUCACCCUGCAGAGUAGCAGAAGCACCGCUCCCUGGGCACAGAGAGCACUUGGUGCUGAGCACCGGCACUGCGAGGAGGUGGGAGAGAUUGGGAGAGGAGACUGAAGGCAGAGAGUGCCCCCGGUGCCCUCCCAGCCCACAGCGUGGUCGAGGACUGUCGCGAACCCAUCCGCAGCUGUGCGCACUGAGCGCUGAAGCCAUGGCAGAGAAGUACUCCAGUGAAAUGCUGGCGGUAGACAACGCUGAGUCAGGCGCACUGCUGGAGGAGCUCAUGGAGUAUAAGAAGAGGUCUGCGGAGCUGGCAGCUGUUCUCCGAGAGCAGACCAAAAUCCGUCAGGCACUGAAGGAGGAGGUGGAAAUGGAGAUGAAAAACCUCCAGAAGGCACAACGGAGGGCCCAAAAGCGCACUGCGCCCAGGAGGAAGAUGACACGCAGGGAAGAGCACAUGAGUUCCCUGCUGCAGGAGACAGUGGCUGUGCGAUUGGAUGAGCAGACGGCAGCACAGAAGCAUCCACUUGUAACUUCCUGGCUGCGGAGGUUUCUGCUGUUCUUGGGCCUGCUGCAGCUUGUUUUCUUCACCCUAGUUGUGCUGCAGAAGGACAUCCUCCGCUGGGUCCUGCCUGCAGAGCUGGCACCUGCCCUUGGCAUCCGUCCACCUACGCCCGCUCUUUUCUGACCCCAGAACACACUGCGGCCCUUCAUCGGGACACCAUUGGGCCUGCACAAGCAUUAGGGAGUCUGUCACCAUUGUCACCCUGUCACCAAUCACGUCAAUAAAAUCCAUCCCAAUUCCCAAAUGUCUUAUUCGUGCAUGAGAGGCGUUAGAGCCCGUCGACAAAUCCCUGUUGAACCUUGGGAAGGAUAAAGUGGGAUUCCGGAGCUAAGAAACAGGACUCAGGGAAUCGGCAAGGCUGGAAAUGACCUCCAAGGGCUCCAACCAUCCACCUAUCACCAAUAUGUCCCAUGACUCCACGGCCCUAGGUACAAAAGCUAAAAGUUUCUUGAACACCCCCAGGGUUGGUGACUGCAUCACCCCCAGAAAUGCCUCCGAAAGCAAGCUUGGAGCCAAAAGCAAAGCAGGGUUCGUUCACCCCACCAUAACCGCUACAUGAGCUCUAGGAGAACUCUCCGUUUGCAUUUCUGUGUUUUCACCUACCGCAACUAUACCCAAGUUUCUACGCAAGAGCUAAAACCUUUACAUUCCCAGAAGUUGUUGUUUUCUUUUGUGAGCUUCUUUAUCAAACGUAGAUGCUUUUUUAAUGCAGCCCGGGAUAGAGUUGGCCUUCCAGGCUGCAAGCAUGCACUGCCGGCUCCCGUCCACCUUCUGGUCCACCAGGACCCCAAAGACCUUCUCCACACCAAAGCCCUGAGAAAGGUUUCCCUUCCAGACCAGUCAAAGCUGAUCACUCAGUCAUGGACUACUAGCAUCUCACCGGCUCUUCCUAUACACUUGAGAAGACAUAGCUCAGAGACAACUAGAACAAACCAACCCUCUAAGAGCAACAAAAACAAACAACUGGCACUUCUGACAGUGUCAGCAAAUUUCAGGUCACGAUUUGAAAGACAGAAGCUGAGGCUGACUGAAAACCGUACCCUCGCCCACCACGACAGAGUCUCAGGUCAAGUACUCAGAGCAUGCUCACGCUCAUCUAGAAACCAACAUUUGACAUUUGAGCCUGCAUGUCAGUAUUGCCUUCCUGCAGUAAGCUUACUUAUUAUUGGCCAUGUGGCCAAUCCAAUGCACAAAUCCAAGUCAAGAAAUCUCAACUGACUGACUAAACAUCGACCUUAAAAUCAGAAAUUCCUGCUCUCCUAAGCAGUCUGCUGGAUUACUCCUAGUAAAAUAGUCAUUCCUUUUACCUAGUAUUUUUAAAUGUGUUCUACAUGUGGUGAUACUCUGGCAGUGGUGAAGCUUCAGUUUCAUGUCUAUUCAGUCCAAGUUUUAUGAAACAACUUUCGGCUCCCUGUAAUGACAUUGUCAGUGCUGUGACAGAAACCAAGCUUCAGAAAGUCCUCAAGGAUACAAAAAAUUGAAGACAUUUGCUUCAUUCAUCUACUUCCUCUGCCUUAAGUUAGAAUACAGAAAGAAUUUAGCAGGUACACUUGCUGAACUAGCUGUUCUCAACAUCUGGAUCUUAAGUCCAGCGAUAACAUGCAUGACGAACUCUGAUUGUUCCCGCUCCACCUUUCAAUAACACGCAUGCUUUGUUAUUCUGUUUUGUCUAUCGAGUCUCUCUCAUGGAAGCAUGUAAAAACCAUAAACCACCAGGAACUAAACAAGCAGCCCAUGUUUCUUUGGCCUUUAUGUUUCUUCUGUUGAUUCUCUCUUCCAGUUAUUCAUAUUACAACAGGAAUUUAUUUAUUUACUUACUUAUUUUGGAAGAUCAAGUAAAUAGAAUAUACUGGUAGACACACAAAGGAUUGUGCAUUUCACUUGACUUUGACAUCAUUUGCUUCCCCCCCCCACCCCCCUCCGUGAUUACUCAAAAAGACUAUUUCAAAUGAAAAAAGCAAGCCUUAAAGAAGUCCUAAGUGGUGUAAAGAACAAGUAUUCUAAUUUCUCAAGAAGAAGAAAUUCCAUGCAUCUUCCAAAAGAAAGGAUUUACCUAGCUAUUCUGCCUGUCUUCCCCAUCAUUUUUAGUAGUUAGUACAUUAGUACCUUCUACUACUGUAGUUAUAUCACCAUACCAAGAUUAUCUUGAUGCUUAUAUUCUUCAGCUACUUGCAGAAUGUUACGGUUCCCUAAAUCAUAGUCAUUAUUGGAAGCAUUCUUACUCGUACUUCUGGUAGAACUUAAGAGGUUCCUGGUACAAGUCAAAAAUAUUUUGGCAAAAUUUACAAAAGCACACUUAAUAUCAUCACUUCCAAUAUAAGCAUGUGCAACAAAUACAUAGGCUUCAUCAUACAUUGUAAGAGAAAACCUCGUCUUGCUCUAUACUCAUCAUUUUCCUCUGAAACACGCCAUUCACCACCACACUGUGCUCACAUUCACCCUUUUGCCUCCCUAAAAGUUCAGCAAGGAUUGUUGAACGCCAGUGGGUGCCCUUUUUUUCCAACACCAAGUAAUUCAAUGACACACCUGUGCUUCAUCCACGCUCCUAUAUCAGACGCCAUCCUGUCAGACUGCAGACAGCAACAGAAGUCAUGGGGCAUUGACAGGAAGGUUCAAAAUCUACCACCAACAUCCACUUCCAACGUUACAGUCCAACACACUAAAGAAGGAGGCACUAACAGAGCAGACCUAAUAGGAAGUCCCCCAGGUUAAGAAACGCAGCUGAAAAGCUCACAUUCAUGCACACCAUCAUCACCACAGGUAAAGCAGACAGACAAAACUGUACUACCCAUUUUUGUACUAUCAUCUCUCACCUGUAAGCUGAGCACCCACAUUAGCAAAUCCACUGUCACAGAGUUUAACAUGUUUGUUUUGUUUUGUUUUGUUUUUUCCCUGAUAUACAUUCUUGUUUUGUUGUUGUUGUUGUUUUUUCUUCAAAGUAGUCCCUUAAUUUGUUAGAGUUUUUUCUGGCGCAGAUAUUUCCAAUGGCACCAUUCUUUCCUGAUCAUCAGGGGCAAUAGCUGAACAUCACCACCCGUUUUAUUCCGGUGACGUAGCUGUGGUCAUUAUAAGGCAAUCAUUCUGCAUUUCUCUGAGCUGUUUUCAACUUUCUUAUCUUCACCACGUAAUGAAUGUUAAGUGCUGUAUUCAUCAAAUACUACCAAGCAAAGUAGAGUGUCUUCUACACAAAGGAAAUAUGAAUAUGACCUUUGCAUAACACUAAACAGGAAGUUAAAACAUUAGUUCCUAAGAUCGAAAGGCCUUAGGAACAUAAGCAGCUUAUUUAUGUAUUAAGGACGUAACACGUUUACAUUUUCUCAUUCAUUACGUUUUUCACUAAUUUCCUCUCCAGCACUUCACCUCCCUUAUUGCCUGGACCAAGUGGGCAUGUUUUUCACAUUUUGGACAAAAGGCAACAAUCUAUACACUAUCAAGGAAAAGAAAGCAUUCUACAGAACAUGACACAUUAGUUCUAGAGUAUUUUUUAAUCAAAAAACCAUUUUUUUAGAAGCUACAGCAAAAAAAAAAAAAAAAAAAAAAAAA